This is a messenger RNA of Scutellospora calospora, 357 nucleotides long. NCBI's taxonomy places the organism in Eukaryota, Fungi, Glomeromycota, Glomeromycetes, Diversisporales, Gigasporaceae. The record is from the annotation of a GenBank genome assembly.
AUGCCAAAAUGGUACAAUACUGUAAUAGAAGAGAUAAGGUCAAGCUAUAUACAAACAACAUCUAAGAGUCUAGUAACAUCUAAUCUGCUUACUAUACAGAACACAACUAUACAAAAAUAUGAUUGGAUAUAUACCAAAAUUGAUAACCAAUAUAUAAUAGGAAGACUAACUAAAAUCCUAACAACAGCACAAAUCAAGUUGAUACAUUGGAUACCAAAUAGUGACUUGUCAGCUAUACAGUGCAAAAGAUAUGUAAAAUCUACUAACUCUCAUUAUGGCAAAGAAAUAAAAAGUGACAUAGAGGAUGUUCAGCAAGCACUACAAGAAGAAAGACUACAUAUAUUAAUAGAAAAACAA